CCUCUCGCCUCUCUCGCCUCUUUCUCUCCCGCUCUCCUCCCCACCCCACUCUCCUCUCCCUCAAAUCCUCCCCGCUUCUACGAAACCCUAGCCCCCGAUCGCUUCUCGUAGCAUCUUCCAUGGGCGUCGAGGCCCCCUCCAAGUCCCCCACACCCUCCUUCCUCGAUCGGAUUCAGAGCGAGUCCCGCAUCCUCCCCUUCGUCAAGUACCAGGGCCUCGGCAACGACUUCAUCAUGGUGGAUAAUAGGGACUCGUUGGAGCCUAAGGUUUCACCGGAGCAGGCAAUUAAGCUCUGCGAUCGGAACUUCGGCAUCGGUGCUGAUGGUGUCAUCUUCGUGAUGCCCGGGACCGACGGCACGGAUUAUACCAUGAGGAUCUUUAACUCUGAUGGCAGCGAGCCUGAGAUGUGUGGUAAUGGAGUGCGUUGCUUUGCUCACUUCAUAUCUGAGCUUGAAAAUUUUCGUGGGACACGAAGAUUCACUGUCCACACUGGUGCUGGUUUGAUUAUUCCUGAAAUACAAAAUGAUGGGCAGGUGAAAGUAGACAUGGGUCAGCCUAUACUAGCGCCGCAGGAUAUUCCCACCAAACUUCCGGCAAACAAAGGUGGAGCUGUUGUUAAAGCUGAAUUGGUAGUUGAUGGUGUGACAUGGAAUGUGACAUGUGUUAGCAUGGGCAAUCCUCAUUGUGUUACAUUUGGUAUGAGAUCACAGGUUCUGCAGGUAGAUGAAUUGAAGCUGGAACAAAUUGGCCCGAAAUUUGAGUACCAUGAAAUGUUCCCUUCUCGCACUAAUACAGCAUUUGUGCAAGUUUUCUCUCGUUCACACCUCAAAAUGCGUGUUUGGGAGCGCGGUGCAGGAGCAACACUUGCCUGUGGGACUGGUGCUUGUGCAGUUGUUGUGGCAGCAGUUCUCGAGGGGCAUGCUGAAAGGAAAUGUGUUGUUGAAUUGCCGGGCGGACCUUUGCAGAUCGAGUGGAGGGAGGAAGACAAUCAUGUUUACAUGACCGGCCCUGCUGAGGCGGUUUUCUACGGAUCGGUCCCUCUCUAAGCCGCCCUCUUCUCGACUAACUUAACACCACAUCUUUCGAAUUAAGAUGGGCUGUUCGCUUGUUGAAAGUUUCUUUCGCAGCAUUUGUGUUAUGUACUGAAGAGAUACUAUCAGUUUCGGUAUUUAUUUUCGGAUGCAUCGCUUUUGUUUUGUGUUCUAUGCUGUAAACUAUUGAAUUUGAUCUUUUGUAAGGUAGUGCAUGCUACUUUCAGUAAGAGCUAAGGACUAUUAAGACCACCUUCUUUACCAAA
Molecule: messenger RNA, 1297 nt
Organism: Ananas comosus (pineapple)
Lineage: Eukaryota; Viridiplantae; Streptophyta; Magnoliopsida; Poales; Bromeliaceae
Product: diaminopimelate epimerase, chloroplastic
Exons: 9
Coding region: 120-1046 (308 amino acids)
Cellular component (GO): cytosol; cytoplasm
Molecular function (GO): diaminopimelate epimerase activity
Source: RefSeq, a predicted model, not a curated record